AUGAAGAAUAUCAUCAUUCCACAACCCAACUCACCAUCUGGGUGGCAGGCUUAUGCGAGUGAGAAAGCCGUGGCCAGUAUUCCACUACAAGCAGCUCAAGAUGUUAACCAGACGUCGAGCAUCGCAACAUUUCGUGGGAUUUUCCUUAAUGCUUCCGCGGUUCUUCCACACUCUAUGAGCCGAGUAAACACCUAUGCCGAUGUUCUUGCCCUAGACCAAACCACCAUUGUUGCGCCCAACGACAACGGAACAAUACUUAUUGUCUCCCGGGUUCUCACCUCAAACAGUCCAGUGACCCUCACAGUUCCAAGAGGUCUUACGACAACAUGUGUAGUCUCAAUCUACACAUCAGUAAUCAAUCAGCCAAUCACAGUAGCCACAGGUGAUAAUACCAGGCGUAUUGCCCUCGAUCAGAUAGGAACCGGAAAGGUCAAUGCUGGAGUAAUUGUAGUCUUUAGUCCAAAUGGUCUACAAGUCGAAUACCAGAGAUACUAUCCUUCUACUACCAGCAAAGAGCUUCAAGCAAGUUUGAACACGCAGCUUCAAAUUGGUCUUAUUCAAUUCUGGCGAAAUAGUUCCAUAGCGAUUUCAAUAUGCUCUCAUGUUGCAAAGAUCAGUACGAGGCAACAAGCCUAUGCCCUUAUCAAUACGCAAGCAAGAGCACUUGGUCAGCAACUGGCUGGCCAAGCAAUGGCUGGAAAAAAUAUGAGCUAUGCUCCAGUGUUGGUUCUCAGUCGAUAUAAAGAGACGACCCAAGCCGCAUUAAACGCUGCGGCAGCAUUUGAACAACAAUUCGAACGCUUUCAGGAUAAGGCACAGUCCUUGGAUGUUCACAUGCAAGCAUGGAAUAUCAUGUUAUCGCAAGCUAUCAAUGAGUAUAACAUGCGAAUCAGCAUGCGCAACUUAGCACUCGAAAAAUACGAAUCUUCUGUAAGAACAGCUACUAGCUGUUUUCAACAAUUUGAUAACGACGUUUUUGCUUUGGAAUCUCUACGAAUAGCUUUCCAAUUGGGUUUGAGUAACUGGGCUUUCGAGCAAAAAUUGAGAGCUGUGUUCGAGAUUCUGCAAGCAACCGUCACAUUUGCAAUUGCAGUUGGCCAGCUCUGUCUUGGUAGUCCUGGCGGAGUUGCCCAAGGCGCGAUAGCUGGAAGACAGGCAAUUGGAGCUGUUGUCGCAGCAGAGAGGAUCGCUGGCCAGGUGAACAAAAUUUUGUCCUCUGGCACAUUACAAACUCUUCUAGACUGCAUCGAGGCCCUUGGUACUUUGUAUCCUUCGGUCGAUACUAUAGUGAGAACACUGAUACAGUUUGAAAAUAAUCCAAACAUCAAUAUUCCUACCACGGGGGAUAUCUCCGGCACAAGUCGAGGGGAUGCUGAUGCUGCCGCUAUCGUAACCAUGGCUGCAUGGGACAGAUGGCUUCUAGAAGCCGAUGAUCAAAUGUUAUUCGCGGUUUCACAGGGUGUUGCAGGUGCAAGUGCGUACCAACUAGGCCUACGAAAGCACGCUAUCAAUGGGAAACAAUUGGCUCAAGCACAAGCAGAAGCAGUGAAAUCUGGGUAUGAAUAUGUUCAGACGCAGAUGGAAGUCAUUCGGUGUUCUCAAAAUAUCGCAGAUCUUCAAGCAUUAAAGGCUGGGUUUGUUGGUCAAGAAGCUGUUUAUCUUGAAGCCAAAUCAAUGUUCUAUGACCGGGCUAUGGCUUUGCGAACCAAUGUCGUCCUCUCACUUCGAAAUAUGACUUGGGCAUAUCGUUAUUGGGCGCUUUCCGAUAGUUCAAUCAAUCUCGAUGGACAAAAGCCUUUGGUUGAGUACCAACAAGAUCUCUCUACUGUCAUCAUGGAGUUGGAACGCGCCGACUCAAGAUGGGCUAGUGAUCACCAACCUUUUAAUUAUGACAUUCUAUCGAACACGCUCCCUUCCAACCAAGGUCAAUCGAUGAUCAAUGGCAUCAAAAGUAAUGAUAACACUGCUAGUUUUACUCUUCUUACCGAGAAACAUCUUGCGAGUCAAUUUGUUGAGGGGUCUCAUUACCGAUUGAACGGUAUGGACCCUACUCUAAAUGGGAUUCUUCCUAGACCCGAAGCAAUGCAAGGUGGUAUUGUUGUUGUGAGACUGCAAAUUACAACAUCGGGUAUCUAUUCAGAUAUCUACAAUAACCAAGUAUUCCAUUUCUCCAGUAUCCCCCAGGUAAGAAGGUGCUCAUAUGAUCUUUAUUCAAAUGGCACGAGAGGCGCGACACGUGAUGAGCCUAUAUUCGAGACUAAAGAUCAUGCCGAGCCUACUCCCUUUACACAAUGGAAGAUUAAGUUGCUGAAUCCUGGGGAAGUCAUUCUGAAUGGGUUGAAUGGAAUCAAUUUGAAAUGGAAGGGGCGUGUUCGCUUUGAUGAAAGACAUCGAUUGAUUCGGGGUAUUGAGGAAUUGUAG
Molecule: messenger RNA, 2421 nt
Organism: Botrytis byssoidea
Lineage: Eukaryota; Fungi; Ascomycota; Leotiomycetes; Helotiales; Sclerotiniaceae
Exons: 5
Coding region: 1-2421 (806 amino acids)
Source: RefSeq, a predicted model, not a curated record